CGUCCCGACGCUCGACGUCUCCGGCAAAAACGACGAGCCUACAUCGCGCCUUCUUUCCGCAUCGAUCCGCGCGGAAUAUUUAAAUAAACCUAUUUUUCUUUAAUCAUUUUCACACACACACUCUUUACGUGGCCGUAAUUUAUUUAUUUUAUUAAAUUUAAUUGUAUAGUGAGUGUUAAGCAAUGGCUAGUGUCGAUUCCAACAGGAGGCGAUCCGGAGGGAUCUUGUAGUUGCACCCCUUGUGGAUUAAUAAACUUAGCCUCUUUGUUGAUUCUGUUUUAACAUAAUAUUCAGAUGAAAAUGGUCUUAAGUGAAGACCCAAACGGCGUCGGAGCGUCUGGGACGUCACCGUGCUACGAACACCAUCAUUCAUCUUGGCUAAGGCGGCACGGCUAGCCUGGGGCACUCGUCCCCAUCGAUGAUGGGCGACCGCGACGGCGGAAGCGGCGAAGGGGAGGGGGGGCCCGCCGCCAUCGCCGCCGUGCGUUGGGACGAGCCGGCGGCCCCCUAUGCCACCCCUGGAUCGCCGCCCCUUGACCUCGAGGUGACGCAAGGAGAACAGCCGCCCUUUAAUGCACCACCUCCUCCACUACCUCUGCACCUAGAGCGACCUUACUCUAGGAGCAUGUCGUCCUUACCUCCAGAACCAUUUAUGAUCAUGCGCUCGAAGGCUUUAAAUAGACGCGUGGUACUGAACGUAGGUGGGGUGAAACACGAGGUACUAUGGCGCACGCUCGAUCGGCUACCUCAUACCCGCCUGGGGCGGCUGCGCGACUGUAACACUCACGAGGCGUUGACGGAAAUUUGCGAUGACUACUCGCUGAUCGACAACGAAUACUUCUUCGACCGACAUCCCAAGUCCUUUUCGUCUAUAUUGAAUUUUUACCGCACGGGGAAGCUGCAUUUGGUUGACGAGAUGUGCGUGCUCGCCUUUAGUGAUGAUCUUGAAUAUUGGGGGAUAGACGAAUUGUAUCUGGAAUCGUGCUGCCAACACAAAUACCACCAAAGGAAGGAGCAUGUGCACGAAGAGAUGAGAAAGGAGGCUGAAUCGUUACGUCAAAGAGACGAAGAGGAAUUUGGUGAAGGUCAAUGUUCGCAAUGGCAAAAAUGGCUGUGGGAUAUGCUGGAAAAACCGACAACUUCGAUAGCUGCCAGGGUAAUAGCCAUCGUAUCGAUAUUGUUUAUCGUGCUGUCCACCAUCGCGUUGACCCUAAAUACCAUUCCAAGUAUGCAGGUAAAUGAUGAAAAGGGCAAUUUUCAAGACAACCCCCAGCUAGCCAUGGUCGAAGCCGUAUGUAUAACCUGGUUCUCCCUGGAGUACAUCUUACGUUUCAGUGCCUCGCCGAACAAAUGGAAAUUUUUUAAGGGGGGCCUAAACAUAAUAGACUUAUUAGCCAUACUGCCUUAUUUCGUGUCACUAUUUUUAUUAGAAACGAAUAAGAACGCAACCGAUCAAUUCCAAGACGUACGACGUGUGGUGCAAGUGUUUAGGAUAAUGCGAAUAUUGCGGAUACUGAAACUAGCCCGGCACUCGACCGGGUUACAAUCGUUAGGUUUUACUUUAAGGAACUCAUAUAAGGAGUUGGGCUUGCUAAUGCUUUUUCUCGCAAUGGGGGUAUUGAUAUUCUCGAGCUUGGCGUAUUUCGCGGAAAAGGAGGAACCUGGCACAAAGUUCAUUUCGAUACCGGAAACGUUCUGGUGGGCCGGAAUAACCAUGACCACCGUCGGUUAUGGUGACAUCUAUCCUACUACGCCUCUGGGCAAGGUCAUUGGAAGCGUGUGCUGUAUUUGCGGCGUACUGGUGAUUGCGUUACCCAUUCCUAUAAUUGUUAACAAUUUUGCCGAGUUUUAUAAGAAUCAGAUGAGGAGAGAGAAAGCGCUGAAGAGGAGGGAGGCACUAGAGAGGGCCAAAAGGGAGGGAAGCAUCGUCUCGUUCCACCAUAUCAACCUGAGGGACGCUUUCGCUAAAAGUAUGGAUCUCAUUGAUGUCAUUGUCGACACAGGUCACAACAUUUCACACGCCGAUGGGAACAGCACUGAAGGGGACUCAACGACUGGUGCUGGCGGAAGAAACCCUUCCCAAACCGGCACCGGCUGCUACAAGAACUUCGAGCAUUUCCCAAAUAGUAAUAGGGAUAGAAGUAACUCUUCCAUGACACCUUGUCUUCCUACUGGAGAGGGUCAUCCUCCUGUGUCUUCACCUAUAACCAGACGGCGUCAGUUACUAGACCUAAGCGCAUCCAAUUCUUUGGAAGAAGAGAGAUCCAUGAUGGCGCCGCUUGCGCAAGACGAGACACAACUUCUUCCUGGAUCUCCCAUGGGUUAUAUAUCACCUUCAGUUGGGAGUAAAACAUCAGAAAAUACCAAAAAUAAGACAGUAAAUGAGAAAUUGGAGGAGAUUCCUAGCGAGUUUGAAUGCUGCUUCUGUAACACCAAGGACUAUAAAGAUUUCGUGGAUGCCGAAAGUUUGAUGCCGCUAGCCACCAGUGAUUUUCGCCAGCCAGUAUGCCUCGAGAUGAGAACAAUGGAAUUGGAAGCAAUGCGCGAAAAAGCUAAUAAUUUAUUUUUGGAAACGUACCGGGAAGAAAACGCCGUUGUUCCUAUAAGGGCAAAUGGAGGCGAUCUUGCCAGUAUGGAUAGUUCAGAUACGUUUGCUACUUGCACAACAUUUCCGUCUAAUUCACAGGCUGAUCUAACCGCAGAUAUCCUAGAUUCAACCUUGUUAGCAUUAGAUAGCAGCAAUCUCUACAUAAAUCCCUUAGACAAGUCUACAGAGAGUAGUCCCGCUAUUCCGCCAAUUCCUUCACAAAAUCAACGCAUGCCUUCAGUUAAAAAGUCUGCUAGUGGCGAUACAGCACUGCGAAGCCUCGGCUCCACACCGGUGGAUGAAAAAUUAACCUUUCGCCCCUUACAAAAUGUUGAAAGAGGUAGUAGAAGCAGCUUGGAUGGCUCGCCUGGUCCGAAGAAACAGAAGACGCGUUUUCAGUUGAGGAAGUCGUCGGUACGGGAAGCAGGAUUUCUUUUCCAAAUACCACGGCCCCAUUCACGAUCUGAAGGACAACGCUGUUCACAGGAUAGUCUGGAAAAGAGAAGCAAAAGCAAAGGUUUGGCUUCAGCCGCUCGCAUAUUAAAUCAUCAUUUAUUUGGAGAAAGUCCUGGAAGUCCGAGAUCAGGUAAAAAUAACACAAGCAAAUCGUCCCUGUCAGUGGAUUCCCUGGACAGCAGAGAAACCACUACCCCACAAACGGUAGAAACAAACCGUAGAUCGAGAUCCAUUUUAAAGAAAGCAGAUAGUUCUGGCAACGGUCGUAGUAAGGAAGUAGAUCCAGAAAGUGAACGACUUAUUUCAGAUAAUGGAUCAGGGAGUUUUGAUGGAACAAAUUAUUCGCCGAUACUACAGCCAAACAAGUUACAAAAUAAACGCUCAAAGAUGCAAUCGUCAGCAUAUCAACAGGAAUUGGAUAGGACCAGAUCUUUUAAAACGCAGCUGCUCAGACUGGAUGAUGUUAGAGGUAAAUCUGAUUCAGCUGCGCAAAUAAAUGAGGUACCUUUGUAUAUUUGUCCUCCUCCUCCUCCAAUCGAUAGUUUUUCGCCUACAGAGGAAACGCAUUUGCUUUCAGUACUUGGGACGAUAGAGAACGUGUCAUCUAAUCCUCAAGUCUCUAGUCAGUAUAAAAUUGAUCGAAGACAUCCGACGACGUAGCAUUUACAAAUAAAGGAAUUAAUUUCUGGACUGUACUGUUUAACACAUACGUCAAUUCUGAAACAAUCUUUGUACUGUGGAUAGUAUUUAUAUACAUUGCUGCAACUGGUGGCGCAAUUAGAGUUUAAUUUAAAAAAAAAAUAGGAAAAUAUUCUAGGCCAGCCAUCGCUGGGUAUAUAGUUAUACAUUUUAUUUUAAAUAAUUUGCUCAUUAGUAUCUGACAAUCAUAUUAAGUCAUCAAACUGUGAGAGGUAUGUACCAUUUAAUGGAAUAAACAAUUGAAAUAUAUUUAUUAUAAUAUAAAUAUAAUUUAAGUAUAUUUAUACUAUAUAAGUAUACUUUUUAUAUAGUACCCCUGUCCUGAAAAAAAAUUCAUAAGGCGAUCUAUAAUACAAAUUUUUUAAAAAAUAUCAAAUAUAACGGAAACUUUAAUCAGCCCUGAUAAUGUUGUUAAUUUUAAUGUAAAUAAAAAAACAUUAAAAUUAACAAACAAUUGAAAAAAUGCUUCCACUUUAAGUCAUGUUUAAAUGAGGUAUAAAACACUGAAAACGUUCUUGCUUAAUAUUUAAAAAAAUAUAAAUUUGUGAAAGGCAACCACCACUGUUUAGAGAAUUAAUAAAAUAUUGAAGAUACCUGGAAGAGAACACAUAUAAUUCAUGUAUACAAGAUACAUCAAUUCUGAGGUAAAUAAAUUGGCUUUCCUGGAAGAAGAGAAAGUGCCAAGUAAUAGGGAUAUGAAAGGUUCAUUUGAAUUUUUUCAUCUGAAAAACUACCUAGAAAUAACCAUAUACACUGGUAUUUAUUCCAGUUACCUAAGAAAGAAUUUUAAAGAAACUACCUGCUUCGAAUGAGAAAAAAAAACUUUCGCUCUAUUAAGAAAAUAUGACAUGGAAUUAAUAAUUAUAUGAAAAUUAACUCAAUUACUUUAAUUACCCAAAAUCACACAUAAAAGUGCCUAUAGGAAGGUAAAUUAUACUCCUAGAAUAAAUAGGAAAUUAAUUUUACAAUAAACAAAUUGAAAAAAUAUAUUUGGUAUUUGAAAUACCUGAAAGUGGAAAAAAUGUUUCAGACUACAGAGAAAAUAACUUUAACUAGAAUAAAUAGUACAAACAUACAUGAUAUUUGUUUAAAAAAAUAAGAAACCCAUUGGAAUAUUGGCAAGAAGUAAAAUACCAAACACAGAGCAUAAAGAGAUAAACAAAUUUUGGAAGAAAAAAAACAUAUUUUUCUACUACCGUGCGUAAAGUAGCGGAGACCGGGGUUGGUUGUUACAAUUUGAAGAAAAAUACUUGUAAUUUUAUUUAAUUGAAACUUUAUGAACAUCUUAUAAUAGUUUUAUUUAGCUUAUACUUUUCUGUAACUAACAAAUAAUGUAAAAUAAAUAUAUAUCAAACACAAAAUAAACUGUCAACACUUACAAGUAAUGACAAAUGUAACAACCAACCCCGUUACGGGGUUGGUUGUUACACCAUUAAGCAUCGUCAUCUGAGUCACAGUUGAUACAUACAAAGAACAAAUCGGCAUCUACACAGAGACUAUGA
Molecule: messenger RNA, 5244 nt
Organism: Anthonomus grandis grandis
Lineage: Eukaryota; Metazoa; Arthropoda; Insecta; Coleoptera; Curculionidae
Gene: Shab
Product: potassium voltage-gated channel protein Shab
Exons: 16
Coding region: 419-3703 (1094 amino acids)
Biological process (GO): protein homooligomerization; potassium ion transmembrane transport
Cellular component (GO): membrane; voltage-gated potassium channel complex
Molecular function (GO): delayed rectifier potassium channel activity; protein binding
Source: RefSeq, a predicted model, not a curated record